AUGGGAGACGAGGAAGCGCGCGGCAAAAAGAAGAAGAUCGCGCUGCUGCUGCCGCUGGCGCUCUUCUUCAAGAUAAAGGCCCUGCUCAUCCCCAUCCUGCUGGGCGUGCUCAUCAUCAAGAAGUUGCUGGUGGUGGCGGCGGUGCUGCUGCCGUCCCUGCUGGGGCUGGUGAAGGUGUGCAAGCCGGCGCACCACCACGGCCAGGCGUACACGCUGCACUCCACCGACUGGUCGUCCGCCGCGGGCUCCGAGUACGGCCCACCGGCCUACGGCUACCCGGGCCACGACGGCUCGCGGCGCCACGCCCACGUCGCCGCCUACAGGGCGUACGCGCCCACGCCCGGCGCCUAG
This is a messenger RNA of Gryllus bimaculatus (two-spotted cricket), 351 nucleotides long. The record is from the annotation of a GenBank genome assembly. Lineage: Eukaryota; Metazoa; Arthropoda; Insecta; Orthoptera; Gryllidae.